AUGCUGUUAUUUUGUCCAACCUGCUCUAAUGUUUUAACAGUAGAGGAAGGCUCAGGGCCUUCACUUUAUAGAUUUGCUUGUCAAACCUGUCCGUACGUUUAUAACAUCACAAAAAAGGUAAGGAUUCAUGUUGGAAUGCUUCAUAUUUUCUAGAGCCUUAUCGCUGGAUUUUUUCUCGGUAGUCCUGUCAGUUCAAAUCCUCAGCCACGCUUGUAAAAUAGCCAACUGGUUCGCCUCCUGCCAGUUGGGAUUCUUAACAAUGUUAUGUUCCAUUUGAAUUAUUUUUUUCAUUAAUAUCAGUGGAAUGCACUGCCAGACCUUUUUCGUACCAGUUUUUUUGCAGACUUUAAGACUAAAAUACAGGAUGUUACCUUCAUGUAGAUUCUUUUUGCCUGACAUACUUAAACUUGAAAUAAAAGUGAAUUGUAAAUGAUAUUUUCUUUCCUUGCAUUUAAUGUAUAUAUAUAUUUUCUAUAUAGUUUUUAUGUAGUGUCAGCUCGAAGAUAUUAGCUUGUUAGCUACUCUAAAAUUCGAGUUUAAAUAAAGUGUUAUGUUAUGUUAUGUUAUGUUAUCCCUGAAAAGCCCCAUAAGGGGAGAGGUCGAGUGGUUGAUAGAUCAUGAAGGAUAAUAAUGGCGGUAUGUCAAUUUAAUUGCAUGCGCACAAAGCCCUCCCAGCUAUUGAGGGUGUUUGCGUGGCUGGCGAAAACAUCAAAGUCUUAAGUAGUGCUAGAAAUAUAGGUGUAACGUUUGAUUCUCAUUUCAACUUGGAGAAACAUGUUAUGAAUACCUGCAAAAGAGUCUUCUUCCACUUAUGCAUCAGUCAAUUCCACCUGCGCCCAGCCCCCAAAGGCAUUGGCAUUUUUUUUGCCUUGGAUGGUAAAUUCCUGGGGGUGGGGAAUCUUGAGCUGUCAAAUCCCCCAGUGUGGGGACGAAAAAAGAGGUCAAAUACCCCAUCCUCUGUCAACACUGCAACAGUUUUCAUUGAUUGCACAGUCGAAUAGUGCCAUUUUAAGCAUUUUAAGGUUCGUCUUUUUGUUUCAAUUAAUGUCUUCCUUUGUGCUAGCGCUAGGAUUCUAACGAUUCUAACGACGACAUGCACCAGUUCAUGGUUUUAGUAUUGAUAUAAAAUUAUUGACAUAAAAUUAUAUGUAAUAGAGCACUGUAAAGUUAUAUGUUAUCAAUAGUUUUAUAAAUAUGAAAGGAUGUUCUUCAAAUAAUAAUAUCAACAGAAAUUUGAUUCGAUAACCAAAAAACGUUGAUUCACAUCGAUAGCUCCAAUUUCGCUAUGUAAUUUAGGCUUGAUAAGCAAUGAAGAAAUGCAUGUAUAAAAUCGAGAACAUGCCUUUACAACCUUCUUCAAUUUAGUCCUGUCCUUGACAGAUGAGCCAAUCUGCUUUUUUUCCAGCAAAACCCUCUGUGUAGUUAUAUUCUGAUAGGAAACCGCAUGCGUGUCAAAAGCUUGGGAAUGGCCCCGGGGUUGUCAAAUGCCCGGGCCCUGGGCAGUGCAAAAUUUGCAAAUGCCCCACCCCUAGGACUGACAAGACAGGCAAAUGCCCCUGCAAUGCACUUCUGUAUGGGUUACCAUGAUCAGUUCUCGAUAGACUACAGUAUGUUCAAAACUGUGCUACUCACCUGGUGUCCAGAACUCAAAGCUCAGAACAUACAUGUAUAACACCAGUACUUUGUCAAUUACCCUGGCUACCAAUCAAACAAUGAAUAGCAUACAAAAUACUACUCCUUAUGUGUAACGCAAUGAAUGGCAUGGCUCCAAAAUAUAUUGUUGAUCUUCUUGAGUGCUGUACCCCAACAAAAAAAAAACUAAGAUCCUCUUCAAACAAUCCCAUUUUCAUACAAAAGUCUGGUCUGAAAUCUUAUGGAGACAGGUCUUUCCGAGUGGCUGCCCCCAGACUUUCGAAUGCAUUACCUAACAGCAUAAGGUUAAUCCAAUCCCUAAAUGUUUUUAAAAACAAAUAAAAACAUUUUCUUUUGAAGAAGCUUUUUAUUAGUUAUAUUUUAUAUAUUUUUUAGCAAUCAUUAAAGAAUUUUAUUUAUUUAUUGAAUUUUUUAAUUGUUAUAUUGUAAGAAACAUUUUAAUCAUAAGAGAAAUUGUAAUAAUUAUUGUACAUAGUUUUUUUUUUGAAUUUCAAUCUUGGUAUUUUUUACUGUUGUAAAGCGCCAUGAGCUUGUAGAAAUGUUCCGCUACAUAAAUAAUCUAUUAUUAUUAUUAUUAUUAUUAUUGUUAUUAAUGUUUAUUGUGAUUGCAUUAAAAGGUUGAGUUUUUGAUAGUACCACAGAUCUAAAUUGUACAAGCUUUUAAAAUACAUUCUUUAUGGUAAAGAAAGUUCAUGUUUUGACUGAUUUCUGUUGUAUCAGAUAUCUAGCAAGAAGUACCCAAAAUUAAAGGAAGUUGAUGAUGUAUUGGGUGGGAAAGAAGCUUGGGAGAAUGUGGACUCUACAGAGGGUAAGUAACAAAAUGUCCCCUUUGAAUUCAGAGGUGUAAGGUUAGAGAGGGUGGGGCCAAUGGCUCCUGUAACCUUCCAAUGAUACCACCUUCUGAACUAAUGUAAGGUCUUUUUAAAAAUCUCAGUCAGCUUCUGACGUGGGUUUAAAACUGCAACCCCCAUUUAGAAGUCAGGCACUCUUCCAGCUGAGCUAAGCAGGUGGUUUUUAAUGUAUACUUUCGGUUAUAACGCACAUUCAGUUGUAAGAUGUAGCCUAAACUUUUCAUUACAAUUUCACAACUUAAGAAACUGAAAAUUAAGGAAACAUACAUGGCUAUAAGCUGCAACUAUGGUUUUUGGUGAUGUUCACUUUAAUAAAUUAUUAUUAAAACAGCAUGGUUUCCAAGGUUGCCAAUUAUCGCCAUUCACCUAUGUGAACAAAAGUGGAAAAGUAACAGGAAAGCUAAAAAGUCACAGGUAUUAGAAAGGAAAAAAAUGUUUUCUAUAGCUGUGAAUACUUAGUGAUCUAUUUUUAGAUUUAUAACUGAAAAAAAUAUGGUACUUCUGUUUCACCUACUGAAGCAAAGUUACUGUUCAUACCUUUUCAAAUUAAACUUAUCUUUAUAAUAUUGACACCCAAAGGCCCCCUUGUUGGGUUCAAUCAAUCAAUCAAUCAAUAAAUAAUCUUUAUUUAUACACGAUAAGUAUUUAAAGUGACGCUUCGCUUGUGGGGUCGUGUCUAAAUAAUUAAAUAAGAUAACUAAUGAAUUAGAAAAUUAAAUUAAUAGGAUAUACACCAGCUAAAAUCAUAUAGCUACUUACAAGUCUAAAACGAUAAAAGCUUAAGAUUCUAAAGUACUAGGUGGUACUCUAGUAUCGACUAAUUAUUAACACUAAUUAUACUUAAAAUCUUCCUCCCUUCUGGUCAAUGUUUGAGGGGAGAUACAGUCGAAAUCUAGGUGUAACAGAGCCUUUGACCGUCUUGCCAUAAUCGCAUAUUUCUUAACAUUGUCUAUAUCGUCAUUAAGUUGAGGAACCAACGUGUUCCAAACUAUUGCUCCUCUACGAGCUACAGAGUUCCUCAUGUAGUUGGUGUUAAAACGAGGGACAUCAAUUUUCAGUUUCUUCCUAAGUUGAUAUCGCUUGAUGUUAUCAUUGUUCUUAAUAAUAGCUGACAUAGCGUCUGGUGUCAGGUUAUUGUGGAUUUUAUACAUAAGCUUAGCUAAGCUAAUUUUAUACAUAAAGGCUAAAGAAGACCAAUUAGCCUUUUUCAUAACAUCUGCAUUAGAUAUCUCCCAAGGUAGCUCAAGGAUAAUUCUCGCAGCUCUACAAUGCAGUGCUUCUAAUGCCUUAAAACCUUCCUUAUUUGUGAGGCCUCCCCAUACUGAUAUAGUUACCAUAUACGAUCGACGGCAUAAUAACUCUAAAACUCUUGUUUUGAAUAAAUUGUGUAUUGUGCUUGUGUGUUUGUAAAGUUGGUAGCCACAAUCAUAGAACUCUUCUAUGUACCAAACACUAAUUGUUGUGUAUUUUAUAAUUAACAGAGCGCUGUCCUAAGUGUGAACACAAUAGAGCAUACUUUAUGCAGAUUCAAACACGAUCAGCAGAUGAGCCCAUGACAACUUUCUACAAGUGCUGCGGGUGUGGCCAUCGUUGGAGAGAAUGA
Molecule: messenger RNA, 4107 nt
Organism: Porites lobata
Lineage: Eukaryota; Metazoa; Cnidaria; Anthozoa; Scleractinia; Poritidae
Source: the annotation of a GenBank genome assembly